This is a messenger RNA of Chironomus riparius, 3011 nucleotides long. NCBI's taxonomy places the organism in Eukaryota, Metazoa, Arthropoda, Insecta, Diptera, Chironomidae. The record is from the annotation of a GenBank genome assembly.
AGUUUUUGCAGUACUUUGUGUGACAAGAACAAUCAAUUGUGUUGAUUGGACACUAAACUGUUCCAUCGGAUGUCACUGUAAAUGGAUGAAUGGAAAGAAAUCAGCAUUGUGCAAUUCGCUGAACUUGACGCAACUUCCAGUAAACUUAUCGACCGAAAUCCAGGUGCUGAUGAUGAACGAAAAUAACAUACAGACAUUGAAUCGUGAGGAGUUUACGACACUCGGUCUGAUAAAUUUACAGAAAAUAUUUCUAAAGAAAUCAAAUAUCAAAUAUUUGCAUCGAGAGACAUUUAAGGAUUUAAAAAUACUCGUCGAACUCGACUUGAGCGAGAAUCAAAUUGAACAAUUGGAUAAGCAAACAUUUGCGGGCAAUGAUCGAUUGAGGAUAUUGUUAUUGUAUGGUAAUCCAAUAAAGAAACUUAUAGCGGAUCAAUUUCCAUCCUUGCCAUAUUUACGGACAAUCGAUUUGCACAGCUGCGACAUUUACAGCAUUGAUGAGACGUCAUUCUCGAAUGUUGAGCUACUAGAAUAUAUUGAUUUAAAACAAAAUCAACUACAGAAUCUGCCCGGUUUGGUAUUUAAUCAUAUGAAAAAUUUAAAAACUCUCCUACUCGACGAGAAUCCCUGGAAUUGUGAUUGUAAAUUGAAAAGUUUUCGUAAUUGGUAUGUGAAAAACAAUCUAAAUAGAAUAAGUUUACAAUGUAAGUCGCCAUAUAGUCUAUUAGAUCAACAUUGGGAAAAUAUUCAUGAAGAUGCCUUUGGCUGUGCUCCAAUCUUAAAGAUAUUGAAUGAGGAUGUAAGCUUAAGUGAUUUAGAAUCAAACAUUACAUUUAAGUGUUACACGACGGGCGAUCCACCACCAACAAUUGGUUGGUAUUUAGAUGGUAAAGAGAUUGAUAAUGAUAAUGUUGUAAUUGAUAAUGAUGAUCCGAUGCAUUCGAAUAAUAAUAAUCCAUCAUUGCCGCAAGUUUCGUCGGUUGCAAUAAAUAGUAACAAUAUUGCUGUCAGUGGAAUCAACAAUAAUAUAAUUAGCAUCAAUAACAACAUCAACAACAAUAACAUCAAUAAUAACAAUAUUCACGGAAAUAGCAAUGGUAAUAAUAAAAAUAAUAAUAAUAAAAUAUGGAGUAAUUUAUCAAUAUACAACAUAACGAAUUUAAAUGCUGGCUUUUAUACAUGUUUCGCACGAAAUGAUUUAGGUUAUGCAAGUCAGAAUGUAUCACUACUAUUGCCCGAAGUCGGCUAUGAGCAUGUGCUGAUUAAGAAUAAUGAUAAUUUCUGGUACUUUGGCCUCGUUGUAGGCAUCUUCGGGACAAUCACAUUCUUUUUACUUAUCUCCAUAGUAUUUUGUGUGUGCCGUAAAGUUGCGAUGCGUCGUCGCAUUAAAAAGAAUAUAAAAGGUAGUGUGAGCUUUAAUGACCAAGAAAAGAAGCUAUUAGACUUGAGUAUAACGACAACAAAUGAUCGUGAUCGAGAUUAUGGUGACAUGUUGAAUACACCGUCGUCGGCAACAAACAAAACUGACUCAUCAAUAAUUGCACUUGAGCCUGUACAAAUAACAAUUGAAAAUUUUCAUCAUCCACAUAAUUUACAGCAUCACCUGCAGCAACAUCAUCGUCGUAUGGGUGAUGAAUAUAAUCCAUAUAAUCAAUCCAUUGCUCUUUUUCCGCCACCUCCACCCGAAUUUUGUACAUCAGCGACAACGACUCAAUCGUCACUGUCGGCUAUUGCCGGGGUGCCAACAUCAACGACAUCAUCAUCAAUAAUAAAUGGUCAAUUAUAUCAACAGGAGCAACAUCUGAGACACAAUUUACCUCCAAUCGUUGCUAAUGCCACGGGCAAUAGUGUUAAUGUACAAAAUUCAUCAUCACUACAAAAUCAACCGCCAUAUGGCAAUAUAUUCAUUUCUGUCUCACUGACACAAGAUUCAUUAGAUAAUGAUCUUAAUAUGUAUCCAGAUUUAUUAAAUAUAGUACCAAAUCGUAUGAAAAGUUCAUCAACAGCCAAUAAUUUAUCAACAUCAUCGUUACAACAAUCGUCGACGAAUGUCUCAACAGCGAUCGUACCGACAUCGCAGAUUGUACCGAUCAAUAUAGAGUCUUAUGCGACACUACCAAGAAAUAAGCUCUUAAAUGCUGGUUCAAAAACACCUGUGUCGAUACUGAAGCAAACAAAGAAAAAUUAUGAUAAGCCGAGGAUGUUUGAGACUGAUGUUGAUUGUAUGGCGGGAUUAAUAAUAAGUAGCAGUGGCGUAUCAGCCGAUAUAAAUAACAAAUGUGUUUCAUGUAGUUUCAAAAGUGAUAAUAUGGGAUUACGUGUAACGGCUUCGGGCAAUACGUCGAUUGGUGGAACUGCUGCCUCAUCAUUGUCAAUACCAGACGAAGAACUUGAGGAUGAAGAGGAGUUACUUAAUCAUGAUAGUGAACAAUCUAAUCAUCAUUUAACAUCAGCACCAUAUCAUCAUCAAACGGAGGAAUUUGAGCAAUUAUCACCGUUACCACCGCCAAAGGCAAAUCAACAACCAGCAUCGGGAGCAAUUCUCAUGCCCAAUGACUUCGUAUCACUCUAGAUAAAUUUUUCAUAUUUUCCUUUUUACUUCUUUUCGUAACUUAAAUUCUCUGUGACUUUCUCGUUCCACUGACUACUUUUAUACAACAGAUCUCACAUUGUUGACGUGAUGAAAUUUUUUUUAUGUCCGUUAUUUACUUUUUCCGGUUUUUCUUCAUCGUCGUCUAUCUUCUCUUCUUUUAUCAUGGAAAAGGCAAGCGAAGUAUUGCACACAACCGUCCUAUUCGGAAUGUAAGAGAAUUUCUUACAAAUAAUAGAGAGUGCCAGAAAUUGUCCGAAUGAAAUUAUGUAAGCCUUGAUUUAUGCAAAAUGACUUUAGCGCAUUUUUGCUAAUAAAUGGAAUUAAUCUCAAUAGGAGAGUAAUUUUGAAUGUCUUGAAGAAAAGUUUUUGGAUGUGGAGUCAUCAAAUUAGAAGAAGAUUUUUAUGAAUCAAUGAGAUUUGG